UCGAAACACCGCAUUURCACACGAAASCGAAACUCGCAUGACAUGCUAUGAGUACAUCAUGCAGGCGUGGCACUUUGRACUUUGUGCUAAAGAGCUGAUCGAAGCCAACAACAUUUGAAACCGAAAACUCUGAUCACAGGGGCGACCAGCCGGUAAUUGACGAGUGCUUUCUCAACAUACAUGUAUGCCAUUSAAAUCGUACCUGAGUUUUCUGUCAUGUCAUGCCGUUUAUACAKUCUGUUCGUCUACAAGCGAUUUUCCGAUGGUUUGUUGCCCUUGUAGCUAUAAUUCUCAUCAUUGGAGUAUUCAAAAAUGUAAUACCACGGGAUUUCUACCAUCCUUUGCUGACCUAUAUACACUGUAAAGUAAACGGAACUGUUGAUGACAACCAAGACUCCAAGAGAAUUUUACUCUAUACAACAUGGUUUGGUAGAGUUCCAUGGUCUGACGAGCAGCAGUUACUGCAAUGUCCUCACAAAUGCUUGAUAACUUACAACAAGUGCGAGUUGCCGUAUAGCGAUGCAGUCGUUUUUCAUGCAAACAGCCUUAAGUUAGGACGUCUUGGAUUAAAACGAGUAGGAGAGUACUUGAGGCGAAGUCCACACCAGAGAUGGGUUUAUUAUACGCACKAAAGUCCACAAAAUAUCGACCAUGAUCCCGCUCAAUUUAACGGGUUUUUCAACUGGACGAUUACGUACAAAUCGGACUCGGAUAUAGUUUACCCUUACGGCCAUUACAGCGCUAUAGAAUCUAAGGAAAAAACUACUUAUAAAACCAACUAUGCCAAGGGAAAGGACAAACUUAUCGCUUGGGCAGUGAGCCACUGUGGAACUGUUAGAGAUAUAGUUGUAGAAAAACUCUUGAAGUUUCUUCCGGUUACAGAAAAAUAUAAGCGUUUGAAUAAGGCCUUACUUUACAAAGAACUGUAUGGGGCAGCCAUGACAGUGUCCUAA
This is a messenger RNA of Exaiptasia diaphana, 953 nucleotides long. RefSeq names its product alpha-(1,3)-fucosyltransferase C-like. The record is from RefSeq and is a predicted model, not a curated record. Lineage: Eukaryota; Metazoa; Cnidaria; Anthozoa; Actiniaria; Aiptasiidae. The coding region runs from base 222 to 953 and encodes 243 amino acids. Gene Ontology annotation, molecular function: alpha-(1->3)-fucosyltransferase activity. Gene Ontology annotation, cellular component: membrane. The transcript has 2 exons.